Messenger RNA from Cladophialophora psammophila CBS 110553, 2412 nucleotides. Its product is annotated as elongation factor G, mitochondrial. Gene Ontology annotation, molecular function: GTP binding; GTPase activity; translation elongation factor activity. The transcript has 3 exons. The record is from RefSeq and is a predicted model, not a curated record. Gene Ontology annotation, cellular component: mitochondrion. Lineage: Eukaryota; Fungi; Ascomycota; Eurotiomycetes; Chaetothyriales; Herpotrichiellaceae. Gene Ontology annotation, biological process: mitochondrial translational elongation. Bases 1 to 2412 code for a protein of 803 amino acids.
AUGAGUGCCUCGCGUGCUAUCGGAGGCUCCUCGAGGCUUCUCAGCAAUCUAGUACGCUCUCCAAACUCGGCUCUCGCGCGGCACUGGGUUUGCCGGCGAUGCGCUUCCACUGCAGUUCUCCCGACGUUGUCCCCGGGCCUGAGGGCGCAGUCGAAACAAUGGCCGCUGGACCGACGAUGGCAGCAACGGCGAGGUGCGGCGGGCGCGGCGGCUGCAAUGCUCGAAGAAGCUCAAGAUGAUCCCGAGGCCCUCUCGCAAGAAACCAUUAUUGACAAUUUGUCGCCGGAGGAGGCACAUCGUCUGUCAAGAGUACGAAACAUUGGUAUUGCGGCACACAUUGAUUCUGGCAAAACGACGGCGACAGAACGAGUCCUCUUUUACACGGGCCGGAUUAAAUCCAUUCAUGAAGUCCGCGGUAAGGAUGCGGUAGGAGCAAAAAUGGACUCGAUGGAACUUGAAAGAGAAAAGGGCAUCACUAUUCAGUCUGCAGCCACUUUCUGUGACUGGGUUAAAAAGGAGAAUGGCAAGGAAGAAAAGUACCACAUUAACUUGAUCGACACUCCCGGACACAUUGACUUCACUAUCGAGGUGGAGCGUGCACUCCGAGUACUUGAUGGCGCUGUCAUGAUUUUAUGUGCUGUGUCUGGAGUCCAGAGCCAAACUAUCACUGUCGACCGACAGAUGAGGAGAUACAAUGUGCCCAGAAUCAGUUUCAUCAACAAAAUGGACAGAAUGGGCGCGAAUCCAUGGAAAGCGGUCGAUCAGAUCAACAAGAAGCUCAAAAUUGCCGCUGCCGCUGUACAGGUGCCUAUAGGCGCUGAAGAUGAGUUCCGCGGCGUGGUCGACCUGAUCACCAUGAAGACGUACUAUGCUGAGGGCGAACGCGGUGAGAUCAUCGUCACCAAGGACGAAAUUCCGGCCGAGGUUCAGGAGCUCGCAAAACAGAGAAGAGCAAAGCUGAUCGAAACACUUGCCGAUGUCGAUGACGAGAUUGCCAACUUGUUCUUGGAUGAACAGGAGCCUACGGUCGAGCAGCUGAAAGCCGCCAUUCGCAGGGCUACCAUCUCGCUCAAAUUCACACCCGUCUUUAUAGGAUCCGCUCUCGCCGACAAAUUCAUCCAGCCAAUGCUCGACGGCGUCUGCGAUUAUCUCCCGAAUCCCGCCGAGGUGUCAAACACCGCUCUAGAUCGAAGACAGAAGGAGGCUCCUGUCAAGCUUGUACCUUACAACUCGCUACCCUUUGUCGGUCUGGCGUUCAAGUUGGAAGAAUCCAACUUUGGACAACUCACCUACAUACGCGUGUACCAAGGCAAAUUGCGGAAAGGCCUGAACGUGUUCAAUGCUCGGACUGACAAGAGAGUUAAGAUCCCACGUAUUGUUCGCAUGCACUCGAACGAGAUGGAGGAAGUAAACGAAGUCGGGGCCGGAGAGAUCUGUGCGGUGUUUGGAGUUGAUUGUGCAUCGGGAGAUACCUUCACAGACGGCCAAUUGGGUUAUACCAUGACCAGCAUGUUUGUGCCUGAACCGGUCGUCUCUCUCAGCAUCAAGCCGAAGAACAACAAAGACUUGCCCAACUUCUCCAAAGCCAUUGCGCGCUUCCAGCGCGAGGAUCCCACAUUCCGAGUCCAUUUCGACACCGAGAGCGAGCAGACAAUCAUCUCUGGCAUGGGCGAGCUCCACCUAGAAGUCUACGUCGAGCGUAUGCGCCGAGAAUACAAGGUCGAUUGUGAAACAGGUCCACCUCGCGUUGCUUACCGUGAAACCAUCACCAAACGUGUCGAAUUCAACCAUCUACUCAAGAAACAAACCGGCGGUGCAGGUGAUUAUGCUCGUGUUGCUGGUUAUAUGGAGCCAAAGGGUAACCUCGAGGGCAACCACUUUGAAGAACACAUUAUUGGCGGUGCCAUUUCCGAGAAGUUUCUUUUCGCUUGUGAAAAAGGGUUCCACUUGUCUUGCGAAAAGGGUCCCUUGGUUGGACACAAAGUCCUCGGCGCGACCAUGGUCAUCAAUGAUGGUGCAACACACAUGACUGAUUCCAGCGAAAUGGCAUUCAAAAACGCUACGCAGCAGGCCUUCCGAAAGGCGUUCAUGGACGCUGACCCUGUUGUACUGGAGCCGAUGAUGAAGACCGUGGUGACAGCCCCGACCGAGUUUCAAGGCAACGUGGUCGGGUUGUUGCAAAAGCGUAAUGCGGUGAUCAACGAUACCGAAGUUGGCGUGGAUGAUUUUACGGUCUGGGCCGACACAAGUCUCAACGGUAUGUUUGGAUUCAGUGGUAACCUCCGAGCGGCGACGCAAGGCAAGGGUGAGUUCAGCAUGGAGUUCAGCCAUUACGAGCGCGCUCCAAUGCAGCUGCAGAAGGAAUUGCAGUCUGAGUACCUAAAGGCUCAGGCGGAGAGGAACAAGAAAUGA